AUGGCAUCAAAUACACCAACUGGUGGUUGGAGAGUUAAAGUUGUUUCUCUUCCGGAGUCUGUCACACAUGCUCAACUAACUCAAAUAUUCGCUCUUCCAUAUUCUUGCGUUUACCUUCCCAAGGUCGACGAUGUUGGUACUUGUUAUGCAUGGAUCGAGAAUUUUACUGACGAAGAAGAUGCAAACAAGUUUGCAAAACAAUGGACAAAUUCAACAGUUUUUGGUAGACAAAUAAAAUGUAUCGUGAAACCGCCAAUUAUUAAACAAGAUAUUCUUCGUCCGUCACAUAAAUCAUCAAGGUCCGGUAACAAUAAAUUGUCGCACAAUAAACCUGGAGUAAGUGCUACUUGGCAAGAUUAUGAAAAAUGUGAAAAAUAUAAGUUGUAUGAUAAACGUGGAGGCGAAUAUAAACGUCCUGACCGUUCUGCUACAAAUAACGAGUCCAACAGUAUCGAAACCGAGACAUCAGGUAAGUCAUUAUAUAUCAUCAUACCAGUUAGGUUACUUUUUAAAACAAGAUCUGAACAAUUAAUUCAAAUAUUCUUUUAG
Molecule: messenger RNA, 549 nt
Organism: Adineta steineri
Lineage: Eukaryota; Metazoa; Rotifera; Eurotatoria; Adinetida; Adinetidae
Source: the annotation of a GenBank genome assembly